Molecule: messenger RNA, 2289 nt
Organism: Balaenoptera musculus (blue whale)
Lineage: Eukaryota; Metazoa; Chordata; Mammalia; Artiodactyla; Balaenopteridae
Gene: LRRC49
Product: leucine rich repeat containing 49
Exons: 15
Coding region: 1-2289 (762 amino acids)
Molecular function (GO): protein binding
Source: RefSeq, a predicted model, not a curated record
AUGAUUCCCGGGAAAUACCGCUCUGUUUCUGGCCGGGCUGCGAGCAACGUUGAAUUCAAGCUAAAUAAAGAAACGCCAUCAUUCCCUGGUCGACUUUUACAACAUGAUCUUGAAAGAAACUACUCAAGUAGGCAAGGAGAUGGAAGAGUAAUAAGCCCUUCACCUCGUAAUAAAUCAUCCUGCAUCUCAUCCACAACAAAUGUGGCAGAAUUAUGUGGGCUGGAAAUGAAAACUACCAUGAGCUCCUUAUCAGCAUUUGGAGAUUCUUCCAUUCAGACACCUUCAAAGUCCAAAAUCCGGCCGGGCUGUCAUAGUGCUGGCCCAAAUGUAUCUGGUGAUCAUAUUAAUUUGGUGAGCUCAUCAAUGCCAUCAUUUCCCAUUCUCCAACGUUCUUCUGAAGAGAAAAUUCUUUACUCAGACAGGUUGACCCUAGAAAGGCAAAAGCUGACCGUAUGUCCUAUCAUCGAUGGGGAAGAACACCUUCGUCUGUUGAACUUUCAACACAAUUUUAUAACUCGGAUCCAAAAUAUUUCUAAUCUGCAGAGGCUAAUAUUCUUGGAUUUAUAUGAUAACCAGAUUGAAGAAAUUAGUGGGCUUUCUACUCUGAGAUCCCUCCGUGUCCUUCUGUUGGGGAAAAACAGUUUUGAGAGUGUUUGCUGCCUUGCUGAUUCUACUUCUCUCUCAGACAUCACUUUUGAUGGCAAUCCAAUAGCUCAAGAGUCAUGGUACAAGCACACUAUCCUUCAGAAUAUGAUGCAGCUGCGCCAGCUAGAUAUGAAGAGAAUCACGGUCUUUCUUAAUUCAGCAUCUUUGUUACUUCUAAUUGAUCUUCCUGAUGAGGUUGCAAGGAACAGGGAAGAAGAAAGGCGUAUGGCAUCUGUUGUAGCCAAAAAGAGGAAGAGAAGAAGCGAGAAAGUCAUAAGCAAUCUUUGCUUAAGCAUCGCUAUAUCUACCUCAUUAAGAAAAAUUUAUUUUGCCGACUCCAAGUCAGCCAGAAAACCAAAUGCAUGGAGCCAGCAUGAUAGCCAUCCUCCAUUUACUCACUGCCCCUGCCUCUUUCAAAGUAGCCUUGGAGAGAAGAAAAGGUUAACAAUUAACAACGUAGCUCGAAAGUGGGACUUGCAACAACAUCGCAUUACCAAUAUUGCUACAAACCAAGAUAGAAAAGAUUCUGACUCUCAGGACCACUGUCAGAACGAUGGAAGCACCAUCUCUGCAUUUCCAGAGGAAACAGGGUCUCUGGACUCAGGACUCACCAGUGCUUUACAAGGUCUAUCUGUCACAGACACACACCUUGUCGAAGUGGAGGGAGACACACUUUCCUUGUAUGGCUCAGGAGCGCUGGAAUGUCUGGAUCGGAACUGGAGCGUGCAAACAGCAGGAAUGGUGACAACAGUGUCCUUCACUUUCAUAGAAUUUGAUGAAAUCGUCCAAGUGCUUCCCAAAUUGAAGAUUAAGUUUCCUAAUUCUUUGCACCUUAAAUUCAAGGAAACAAAUCUUGUAAUGCUGCAGCAAUUUAAUGCACUAGCACAACUCCGUCGAGUUGACCAGCUGACAAUUGAUCCUCAAGGAAAUCCAGUUGUCAAUUUUACGCUCUGGAAAUAUUAUGUUCUGUUUAGACUGAGCCAUUUUAAUAUGCAGAAAAUAAAUGGAACAGAGGUGACGCAAAAUGAUAUGAUAAUGGCUGAAAGGCUCUUUGGAAUCCUAGCACAUGUAGCAUCUUCUGAAUUACCCCAGUACCAUCUGAUUUCAAUUCUGGGUGACGCCAGGAAGAAGCAAUUCCGGUAUCUUCUAGAAACGAAAGGGAAAAAACCUGGUAUUGUCAAUGAAGAAAAUAAUGAUAGCAAGAGACUUGUGGGAGAAAACACAAAUCGUGCUACACUAAAUUAUACCACAAGAGACUUUUAUAAUGAAAAGCUGGAGGAUGGAAGCAAAUUGAGCCAAGAGCUGGAGGCCAGAAGUUCCCACUCCUGCCCUACACAUCUAGACUUUGCGUUUUUACAUUUUCUACUACAUUUCAAGGCAAGUAACUUUAAUUUUGCUUCUCUGUCCUCUGUCACUGUGAAAUACCACAUCUCCAUGGGAAUAGAGGAUGCCUUUGCCUUCAGCAAACCUGCUAAAAUCCUUCUAGAAUGUGAUGUAGCAGGAUUUGCCUUUCCGUUGGUGGAGGUUGGGCAUGUACGAGAAGAGUUGCUUGUUUCCAGAAUGCAAACUCUCCAAAUCCAGAGAUACAGGCGAUCUCUCAUGGAGGAAGCAGUGGCUGCAAAAAUUAAAAUGGAAAAUCCUUAG